Myiozetetes cayanensis is the source of this 1881-nucleotide messenger RNA. It is a transcript of the gene PCOLCE2, whose product is annotated as procollagen C-endopeptidase enhancer 2. NCBI's taxonomy places the organism in Eukaryota, Metazoa, Chordata, Aves, Passeriformes, Tyrannidae. The transcript has 9 exons. Gene Ontology annotation, molecular function: protein binding. The coding region runs from base 204 to 1478 and encodes 424 amino acids. The record is from RefSeq and is a predicted model, not a curated record.
CCACCGGGGCGGGGCCGGGCACACCCGGGGCAGCGGAGAGAGGGCGGCCCUGCCCGGGCCCCUGCCCUGCCCCGGGGGCGGAGGGCCGCGGGAGCCUUUGCCUCCUCCCCCGGCCCCGCACUCACACGAGGAGCAGGCGGCGAGCGCAGCAGCGGCUCCGCGGCCCAGCCCUGCCCUGCCCCAGUCGCCGCCGCCGCCCCGAGAUGCCGCCCGCGGCCCCGCCACCGCCGCUGCUGCUGCUGCUGCUGCUGCUGCUGCUGCUGCUGCUGCUGCUGCUGCCGGCCACGGCGCGUCCCGCAGCUCCCCCGCACAGGCCUUCGUUUACAUGUGGAGGAGUUGUAUCUGGAGAGUCAGGGUUUAUUGGCAGUGAAGGAUUUCCUGGAGUCUACCCUCCAAACAGCAAAUGUACUUGGAAAAUCACAGUCCCAGAGGGCAAAGUGGUGGUUCUUUCUUUCCGGUACUUGGACCUGGAGAGCGACCCCCUGUGCCGCUAUGACUUUGUGGACAUUUACAACGGGCACGCGCAGGGCCAGCGCAUCGGCAGGUUCUGCGGCACUGCCAAGCCGGGCGCCCUCGUAUCCAACGGCAACAAAAUGCUGGUGCAGAUGACUUCAGAUGCCAACACUGCUGGAAGUGGAUUCAUUGCGAAGUUUUCUGCAGCAGAGCCACAUGAAAGAGGGGACCAGUACUGUGGGGGGCGACUGGAGAAGCCCUCGGGGUCCUUCCAGACGCCCAACUGGCCCGAGCGAGACUACCCAGCGGGAGUGACCUGCUCCUGGCACAUCGUUGCCCCCAAGAACCAGCUAAUAGAGUUAAAGUUCGAGAAGUUUGAUGUGGAGAGAGACAACUACUGCAGAUAUGACUAUGUAGCAGUGUUUAAUGGUGGGGAAAUCAAUGAUGCCAAAAGAAUUGGGAAGUACUGCGGAGACAGUCCCCCAGCGCCUAUUCUGUCUGAAAGAAACGAGUUGCUCAUUCAGUUUUUGUCUGAUUUAAGCUUAACAGCUGAUGGUUUUAUUGGCCAUUAUAAAUUUAGACCAAAAAAGUUACCCACAACUACAGUUCCACCUACAACCACAACAGUCCCUGCUACCUCAGUUGCAAAACCUACAGUUGCCCUUUGCCAGCAGAAGUGUAAAAGGAGUGGGACUCUGGAAAGCAAUUAUUGUUCAAGCAACUUUGUCAUCACUGGCACUGUAAUGACCACGACCCCCCGGGCUGGCAGUCUGCACGCAACCAUAGCCAUCAUCAACGUCUACAAGGAGGGCAGUCUGGCAAUUCAACAAGCUGGCAAGAACAUGAGUGCCAAGAUCCUGGUUGUGUGUAAGCAGUGCCCUCUCAUCAGGAGAGGUUUAAACUACAUCAUCAUGGGCCAAGUAGAAGAAGAUGGCAGAGGCAAAGUCUUUCCCAACAGCUUUGUCAUGAGUUUUAAGACUAAGAACUCCAAGAUGCUAAAUGCCUUGAAAAACAAAACGUGUUAAACCUGAACUCUGCAGCUGCAUUCUCUCAUCUGUCUUGAAAAAUAAUUUUCACUGUCAGCAGUCAGACCACGCUGCCCCUUCCUUCCCUCCAGCCACCCAAGCACAGCUGGCACAAAGUGAAAUCCAUUACAGGUACAGGGUGAGAACAAACCCCCUCGAGCCUCCGUGCUGAAGGUUUGCAGCACAGCCAUCUGAUCUCAAACAUACAAAUUCCAGUUACUUGGAAGACGUUAAUUUAUAACUGUCCAAUUUUUUAAAGGAGUUGUGGAUGUAAAAUAAGAAAUUCUAAGUGCAAUAUUUAUAGCAACUCAUUUUAACUUCGCUUUUUCUCUGAAGUUGUUUUAUUACAUGGAUUUCUGCAUUAUUACCUGUGCUUAAUAAAAUAUUUUAAGAUUAAAUCACA